Molecule: messenger RNA, 315 nt
Organism: Durusdinium trenchii
Lineage: Eukaryota; Dinophyceae; Suessiales; Symbiodiniaceae
Source: the annotation of a GenBank genome assembly
AUGCUUCCGCCUCCACAGGUGGAAGUUGGACAAGACACUCACAUCACAGUGCAGGGAUGUGCACACCCUGUUGUGGGCGCCAUUGUCAACGGGUCAUUCAUCCGCAAUGGGGAGAAUCACGGCAAGCCUGUGUACAAGAAGACGGAGCAGACCAAAGACGGAGUGGACGUGCUGAUCUACUUUUGGAAUGAUGUGCAGAACCCCACCUUCUGUGGAUGGUGGCAGGAAUCUCAACUCCUUUCGCCUUUUUGGGGUUUCAAUCGGUGUCUUUGGAGUUUCCUCUUUCAGCUUUGUCCAAAGGUUGGUGUGACCUGA